This is a messenger RNA of Pseudovirgaria hyperparasitica, 999 nucleotides long. Its product is annotated as alpha/beta-hydrolase. The coding region runs from base 1 to 999 and encodes 332 amino acids. Lineage: Eukaryota; Fungi; Ascomycota; Dothideomycetes; Acrospermales; Acrospermaceae. The transcript is spliced from 3 exons. The record is from RefSeq and is a predicted model, not a curated record.
AUGUCCUUCUCCAACCUCCACUGGUGCCCCUACGUCGCCGAGUCCAUACGCGCAUCCCCUCCUCAUCCUCUCCAACGGACAUACAUCAGAUCUCAAACGUACGAUCUCGAAUUGGUAUUUUUCACUCCAUCCCAAUCAACACCCUGCCAGCCUCUCCUCUUCGCACACGGCGGCUAUGGGUCCGCAUCCGUCUGGUACCCAUACAUGCUCUUCUUCGCCGCACGUAAUAUCCCGUGCUACGCGAUCUCCUAUCGCGGACAUGGUAAUUCUACCUGCCCAGGGUUUCUCCAGAUGGUCUAUGGCACCACUAAAGGUAUGCUAGCCAACGAUCUAGUGGCCGGCGUACAGGAAGUCGAGCGGCGAGAGAGCGAGAGAAAGGGAGAAGUCAUGGAGGGCGAGGUGGUGCUUGUAGGGCACUCAAGUGGCGGUGGACUGGCGCAGUAUGUGCUGAGCGAGGGGAUGGUGAGGGUGAAAGGGCUAGUGCUGCUGGGGAGUGUACCUGGGUUUGGGUCACUUGGCGUAUAUAAAAACUGGUGGUUCCGUGUCGACCCAUUCUUCAUGCCUCGUGUCGUGCUGCAUCUGUGGCAUCCGACGUCCCCUCUAUCCACGGAUGCACUUGUGAAGAGAGUGUUUUUCAGCGAUGAGAAAUCAGAUGAGGAGGUGGCGGUGUUUCGUCAGAAUAUGGCACCGUAUGAAAGCUAUUGGUGGCCAAUGAGCAUGAUGUGGACUUUUGCAGACGCUGGACGUGUGCUACAGAGCAUCAAGGGUUGGAACCAGGCAGAGAUCAUGGAGCAACUUUCUGCGUGGUAUCGGUCUGCGUUUGAUUCCAUGCGCAAGACCGAUAACCCUAAAGGUUCUGGAUCCGAGAUAGUGAAGAGUCAGAUGCGAGGUGAAGGGGUGAGGUUUGAAAUGGUCGAAGGAGCUGGGCACCAUGUUCAGAACGAUGUGCAAUGGGAAGACGGGGCGCUGAAGAUCCUAGACUUUUAUGAGCAGCUCUAA